UAUGUAGGUCAUGUUGAGGAAAAAUUUACAGUUUUUCGCGGGGGAUAUAAGUCUACAUGAACUGAACUUGUAAUUACUAUUAUAGUUUGUGUUAUUGAAGAAUGUGUGAUGAGGUUGAUUCAAGUAGGAUGAAUACAGUCAGAGUGAUUACAGUUAGAUCAACUUCAACUUCAUCCCAACAAGAUACUCGUAAGUCUAUCUCUAUAUGCGUAAUAAUAAUCAUACAAAUUUUUAAAAAAAAACCCAUUUAAAUCCGUACAAAUGGAUAAAGUUUAAAGUUAGUUAACCGUAAGAAUAAUUAUUAUUGUGAUAUCAAUAUUGUGGCAACAAAAGCUGGUCAACUGGUCCAAUGUCCUACUUUACCAGCUUCUUGAUGUUCAAUAGUUGUCUAGGUUAAGUUGGUGCUUGAUGUAAAGUGCAUAAUUUAGAACUGAAAAAAAACCCAGUAUCUAAUAGUUCGACAUCGUUAUUGUUGCAGACGUCGUAAAAUACAUAAGAUAUUUACUUAUUUGCUUCAAGUACUGAAUUUAUUCUAACAUGUCUUUUAAAUAGUGUUUCUAGUUACCGUCGUUGUCAGCAGAUCUCAGACAAUAAUAUUAUCUUACACUUAAGAAUACCUUAUUUUUACAAAUGUAAUUCAUGCUGUGUUUUUAGUGAGUUUUAUGAUUAUGUCUUAUCUAAAUUGUUUGUCUUAAAUUACUCUACGUUACGUAGAGCCUGGCACAGAUUUGCAUGGCCUAUUAGUACAACUAAAUGAACAUAACAAGAUUAUCAAGAGAGAUCGAAAUGAUGUAGUAGUAAUGAUAAUGAUGAAGACGGAACGUUGACAAUGUGGUUCGAAAAGAAAGUGUGAAAAAGUAUGCAUGAAUGAAUAUUGGAGUUUAAUAUAAAGAGGAUGAUAAAGAAUGAAGGCUUCUGUGUCAUUGUGAAUGAUUCUAAGUUGUCACCUAAAGUUUCCAACGACUGAUCACGGUUAUCACACGCACCCUAACCAGGUAAUCUGCUUAUAAAUAACGUAGCUUAGACAAAUAGUCAAUGACUUCAUGGAUUAAUAUCAUGUCUUGGUUCUACUACUCUCAACUUUCUUCCAACUUGCUUCUGCACCAGCAAACAUCCGAUAGAGGUAAACGGUAAUUAGGCAUGCAUUACACAUAUCCUAAAUAUCUCAGUCGAUGCACAUUCUUGGUCUCAUGAAUCGGUUUGAAACUCAAGGUGUGCUUCUAAGACAUACAUAAUUAAAAAGCUACAUCCCAUACUUGUACUUCUUUUAAUACUCACUACCCAAAGUCAAUAAAAUAUUUGUCAACACUCCUAUUGUAAUAAUCCAAAUUUUAAAGAUAAUCCUCCUGGUGUUAGUUGGUAUGUUUUUUUCUCUCUAAAAACGAUCAUCUUUUUAAUAGUUGAAAUCAUGAGUCAAUUUAAGCUAGACCACCAUGGAAAACCUGGAAGCACUGGACGAUCGUUUCGUCCUGGGACUCCUCAACAGUGCGCAUCCAUGAUCCCGCCCCCCGCGAGAUUCGAACCAGGACCUAUCAGUCUCGCGCACAAGCGCUUAACCACUAGACUACUCAUGUUUUCAACAAUUGAAAUUUAUAAAAUCUCCACAAAACCCCUUCUGAUAUCAUCUUUUUACUUUAUUAUUUCUUUCUAAAAAAUCUCACAUUUUAUAUUUCUGUUUUGUUUGUUGCAAAUAUUCAUGUUUAUUAUCUUAUACAUUGGUACACAUGAAUAAAUAUAUGCUGUCUACUUGUUCACCGAUCAUAACAUUCAUUUAUUGUAUUCCUACCAACUGGUUCUUUUCAAUUCAAUUUGUUGUUCAGCCUCAGUAAGUGUAUAUUCACAAUAUAUAUAAUAAUAAUUAUUAUUAUUAUUUUGUAAUCAAAUGAAUAAGUUAUACUUCUUCUUUGUAUGUCCUAUUAAUAUUUGCAAAAACAAAGCUAACUACAGAUGGUUUUCAGAUUUGAUAGAAUGUUUUUUGUCAUUGAUCUACUAUGUACAAAAUAGGACAGAGGUCAAACUUGUGACCCUCUGUGAUAGUUGGAUGUGAAUUAACCUAAUGACUAAAUCAUAUUUUAGUAAAAGUUUGAUAAAACAAUACAAGUUUGUCUAUCAGGAGUGUUUGGUAAGUGUAUUAUGUAAACAUUAGUAAUAAUACUCUGGUACACGUAAAUUCAAAUAUUUGAAAUGGUUUUGUAACGUGAUGAAUUAAUAUCUAUAAAGCAAGUUGUUUGCUUGAGUUACUAGUAUUUCUCUUCAUAUUAAUCAUGAGGUUUACUGAUUCCCUUCAAUUCAUAUCGUGAUUUUAAUUCAGGCGAUAAUAUAAUAUGUAGGUUGUGUUCGUCACAAAUUGAUCUCAGUUGGGAUAACAUUAAAAGCUAGGUAGCAGUAGGAUUUAUUGUCCAAGUCCAAAACUCUUCAGUUUACACCUUUGACCCCACUAGAAGUCGAACUCAAAACCUUCAAACUGCUCGGUGAAUGCUUAGGCAUUAGAACCACUGGAUCGGCUUUCAGUAGUACAUUUCUAACUUUAAUUAGUUCACGAUACAUUGAGACGAUCAUACAGUGGUAUCGGUGACAACUGUUUCAUUCCCGAUAUUUUUGACUUCCUCCAGCCACGACUUUUCAGUAAAGUUAAAAGAAAACCUUGGAGUACGUUCAUGGUGAGUUGACUAUUUAAGUAUGGUUGAAGGGAUUUUGUGGACGUUAGUUUAAUUUGUUGAUUAUUCUAUUAUCCUCGAUUUUCUCAAUAUUUGUUAAGGUACUUAAUUCAAACCCCAAAGUGCUUCUGUGAUGAAUAAGACCGAUCAUAUUGGUUUUGACCAGUAUGUUAUUAUUUCACUGCAAAAAGGUAGUAUAUGUUUGUUUGAAGUAGAUCUCUACAGAUGACCUUUGUUUUAUCCAUUUCGUUAUCAUUACUCAUGAAAACAUGUUGUAAACUGAGAUUAAAAUUACUUUAUACCUUUCCUUCUACAAACGAAUUCUUAUUGUAUUAUAUCCUUAUACGAAAUAUUUCUUUUAUAUAUUACUACCAUUGGAGUAAAUACUUCUAUGAGUUUUGGUGUUCAUCUUGUUGUGCUAAUGAGGUGUGUCUGUGACUGUGAAGUUGGGCAACAUGGGCUCGAAUCCGUCAGGGAGCAUCAGUUCCCUCAAGAUUACAGGUACACCUUGCUGACGAGUGACAAAUAGUACGCAACUUAGGUUCAGGGUUUCCUGUUGACUACCUCCAACCACCAUCUUAUAGUGAGGUGUGGCAACUUGAACUGAUGCAUAUAUGUGCCUCGUCCUACGUUGUAGCUGACUGACUGUAACUGAUCAACAACCUUUCCUUGAAAUCUGUAAAGUUCGGGGAGUGAUUUCAUAAUAAUAAUCUUUUAUUUUGACAGCUAACUGAUUCAACGUAUUAAUUAACUGUUGAUCUAACAUCACAUUAAAAGUACUUCAUGUGAAUGACUACAUAUCCAGAUUGAAAAUUAAAUGUUGUAUUGUAUUUUCACCAUACUACAACAUCAACUUAUUACCAUUUAAACCUAGUUAAGGGACCGACUGAUAUCGAAUAAUAAUAAUAAUAAUAAUAAUAAUAAUAAUAAUAAUAAACGUUUUAUUCCUUUAAUGCACACAAACCCGCUGCUGGUCAAAUCGAAUACACACUUAUUUGUCCAAAAUCGAUUCAGUUAAUACAAGUAACUAAGUCAACAGUUGUGUGUUGGAUUGGACUAAUAAUUGAUGAAGAUAGGAACAUUUAAUUAUUGAUUUAAUAGUGAAUUUUCAAUGAAUAAAUUAAUCAAAUUUGUUUAAAUCAUUUCAAUAAAGUUUUAUAGUACAAUGAUAUAUUACUUGCAUGUGUAUGUGUGUGUGUUUACAGACACACAGAUACAAACACAUAUACAGAUAUACAAACGAACAAAACUAUUAUGUAAGAAUACACAAAAUAAAUCAGAUGUAAUUCACCUGAUGAUUUUGUGUAUAUUCAUGUGAUUGUAAUGCAACGCCAUGAUGUUGUAACUAUAGUACUUACGGAUAACUUGGUGGUAAAUUGUAAUAUAAGUAGCUUUGAUGUUUGACAUCAAUUAUACCUGUGAUAUAUUUAUCGGUAUAUUAUUGUAGAUUUUAAGAAAAGAAUUAGUUGUACGAAAAAAAUAUUCAUGAGGAUAUAGAUGGGUUCAUUCUAUCUUACUGUACGGUUAUAUAUUACCAUCUCUGAGUUAACUACUUCCAUGAAUCCGGUGUUCAUCUUGUUGUGUUAAUGAGGUAUGGCAACUUGGACCGUGCAUAUAUGUUCCUGGCCCUACGUUGUAGCUGACUGACUGACUGCUGUGCGGUUGUAAAACGAGGAUAUUUGUACGUUACUAGUAUUUGACCAUGUAUGCCAUCGAAGCAUUUUUAGUAUAUGUUAAAAUUAUCGAUUACCACAAAGUACUGCUUAAUAAUAAUAAAUUGGUUGAUGAGAUGAGAUGGUUGGAACGUAUACUAGGUACGCUCCACCACUCUCUACCUCAACUCAUGAUGUCAGCUAGUGUAGAUUUAGUUUAGAAGAAAGGUAGGGUGUUGGCUAAAUUGAAAUGUUUCAUCAAUCACAAUUGAUUGAUCACUGGGUGGUGAUCAAUGUCAUGCGUGUCUAGUCCUUAUCAGCGCAGAUCGAAUGCUAUCGAUCAUGUUGCAGUGUGGCCACCAGUCUAGGUGACUCGACACUGUGGGCACUAUAUAUUGAAAUUUAGAUGGUGGUUGGAGGUAGUCAACAGGAAACCCUGGACCCAGGUUUCGUGCUACUUGGCACUCGUCAGCAAGGUGUACUUGUACUCUUGAGGGAAGCUGGGUGACACGAGAUCGAAUCCGCCAGGGAGCACCAGUUCCCUCAAGAUUACAGAUACACCUUGCUGACGAGUGCCAAGUGGCACGAAACCUGGGUCCAGGGUUUCCUGUUGACUACCUCCAACCACCAUCUAAAUGUAUCAUCAAUCCAUGAAAUCAUUAACUGUUAGACUGCUUCGUUUUUAUAGGCUCAAAUCUUGUUGAUGUUCGUGCAAUUAUAGUCUAUCUCUAACCUUUUCUAUUACCACCGAUACUGUUACUACUACUAAUUUCGUAUUUGUCUUGAUGAUUUCAUUUCUCUGUGUUGAUAUAUUGUGAUAGCUUCAACCUAUGCACAUAUGUGUAGGUUCUACGCUGCACAUGUAUAUAUCAAAUUACCAUUAUUGGCAAUUCAAACUUGCAAAAACGAUCUUUCUGAUUUUUUUAAAUUUUUUGUUUUCCACUAACCUUUUAGAGUCCGUCAAGAGUCAGUGACACUGGUAAUCGUAAUGCCUUCAAUCAAGAUUCUGAUAUAGAUUCUAAUGAAGAUGAAAUAUCCUGUAAAGAUGAUGAAAAGAUCAGAAAAUUCUUGGAUUCUACUGUUUCUGUUUUUGAACUAAUCGAUCAAACGAGUUAUUUGCAACAAUAUCCAAGCUGGCUUGGAUAUUGUGGUCCAGAAAAUAAAAAGAAAUACACUCCAACCUAUAUUAAUCGAAAUGAUAAUAUAUGGGAACUCGUAUUUUCUGAACGUGGAUAUGUAGAUAUGUUACUUAUUGUUAGAGAUUUAUAUAUGAAACCUUUCCCGAAAGUUGAUGUUAAUUCAGUAAUUGGUUUAUCUACGGAUCAUUUAUUAGGAGAUACAGAUUUAUGUACAGCUUUAUUCCCGUGUAUUAAUGAACUUGUUACUUCUCAUGAGAAAAUAUUUCGUGUUCUAGCUGGUUUACAUCUAGAACGUGAAGAUCAUAUUAUACCAUCAUUAGGAGCUUAUUUGGUGCAGUUAUUUGACCAAGAAAGUCUUUCAUCCUUAUCACAGUUAUAUGGCCAUUUUCUAUAUGCACAAAAACGUAUUCGCGAACGUUUACAAGCCUGUAAAAAUCAUGCACGAAUUGCAGCUUUCUUUCAGCAAGUGAAACAGAAUCCUCGUAGUUCACGUAAAUCAUUAGAAGAUUGUUAUAUGGUGAUUGUACAACGUUGGACUAAAGUAGAAACGUUACUUGAAUCAAUUAUACGAAAUACAUUAAAUGAUGAUAAUGAAGUUGCGAAUUUAGAAAUUUCUCGUAAAGCAGUCAAAUCACUAAUAAAAUCUUCAGAAACUAUAUUGACAGAAUUUGAAUACACUGGAAAAUUGAGAGAAUUUGCCAUGCGCUUAAAUGUAUCUGAUAUGACGACUGGUACAACAAUGAUGUCAUUAUCAAAUAAUACUUCAUCGGAUGAAAUGCAAUUACUUAAUGAAUUGAACUCACCUAAUGCAAAGUUAAUUAAUCAUGGACGAUUAUAUGCUAAUCCAAUGGUUUCUGGUUGUGGACUACAGUCGAGUACAUCAUAUGAAGUAGAAGGUGUAGCGUUAAAAAGUUGCUUCUUUAUGCUACAAAAAAUACCGGAUUCAAAUCGAUACCAAUUAUUCCGUGGAACAGAAAUGCCUCCUAUUCUUUGGUGGGGCAAACAUUAUGGAUAUUUUAGAAAAUCAGGGGAGAAAGCCAGUUUCGGAUUUUACAUUCUUUUACAUUCCGCUACCGCCCUUACGUUAUUCCGUUGUGCAACUGUAGAUGAGUUAGCAAGAUGGGAAACUAUUUUCAAUGAUGGUUUUGCUCAAUGGCGAGAGCACAUGGAUACUUUUGAAAGUUUAUGUAAGUAUAAUAUAACUAGUUCCUUUUGCCUUACUGUUUCGUUUGUGUAAGUAUUGUUGGUGAAGAUUUCUUGAAACGGCAUCAUAACAAAAUUUAUUGAAGUCAUAACUCAUGUCUUUGGCUAAAUACUACAAUCCUUUUGUACUAUUUAUUUCUAAAGCUCUUUUAAUGUUUAGACGUUGGAUUAGACAAGGUUAGUUUUAUCUGUUUUGAAACUGUUCAGUGAUUUCUUUAUCCUACAAUUCCUUUUGUGUAUACAAGAAAUCUAAUCAGAUUGUUGUUGGAUUUACUUUUUUGUUUGUUCAUUGCAAGAAAAAAAGUUAUUCAUCAAGCUGUAACAAAAUCUCUGAUACCUUUACUAUCACUACAAUAGGAUUUCUCUUGAUAAUAAGUAUAAGACAAAGAAAAUGCAUCUGUAGCAUUUCAACUAAUUCUUAAUUAUUUGACUCAUCGUCUCUAACCGUUGAUCGCAGUUUUAUCGUCUGCAUCAGCCAGGUAAUUUGUACCCACGUACAUAUUACAAUCCAGGAGUCUAUACUUCAUGGAAUGAUAUAACGUUACGUUUCGCUUCCUCCAUAUUUCUCACAACCUAUACCUGCACUAACCAGCACCAAUUCAGUGGCUGAACACUUAUCCCAACCACUUCAGUCAAUUUAGAUUGAGUACUUCAUCAAUCGAUUAUCCAUCUUUAUCGAGUACUUUGCGUUCAAACGCAUGAUUACUCAGUCUGUGGUCCUAAUAUACACGAAUAAUGCUUUGAAGGCAUAUUUGAUCACAUAAUAUCAAUCUACGAAAAUCGUUUAUUUUCAAAGGUCAUCUGUAACAUCCCUGAAGUAGAAUGGAGUGAAACGCUGAGCAGUAUAUUUGUAUUUUGGUUGGGAAACGGUUCCCUUACCUUUAAGAUAGUAAACGACCGUGUACAUAUCAAGUUUUUGAGAAUAUCAUGUUUGUCUUAUUUACCUAUAGCUGAAGAGUUCUCUAAAGCUCGUGAUGAAAUUGCUGAAAAACAAAAACGAACAGAAGGUAUUCUUGAAUUACUAUACCAAUUAAAUGAUAAACGUCUUACAUUCUGGAAAAUUUGGGAAUUCAUUUCAUCUGUAUUAAUUGAUGAACGUCUAGCUGAAAUGGAAAUGCUAACGUCUAAAACAGAAUCAUUGUCUACAUCAACACAAAAUAAUGCAAAUCGUUCAAGUAUUAAAGUAGACAUAACAUCACCUCCGAUUACACCAAAUAUUAAUAAUAAUAAUAAUAAUGCUCAACAAAUUACUACCAUGGAUACGCUCAAGUUACAUACGUUUAUUUUAAAUCUUGAUACAUAUAAUGAUUUAGAUCAACUUUUUGAUUUAUUUCAUGAAUAUUUUUAUCGUUUAUCUUUCGCUCUCCUCAGUGGACCGUCUUCCAAUCUAUCCAGAAGUGCCUCAGAUGUAGAUGGUAGCAAACGGCCUCAAGCAAAUUUAGUUAAAAAACACGAAACAUUUAGUGUACAUGAUAGUGUACCUGGUAGGUUUAUGCUCUCGUUUAUUUUGUUUUAUUUAUUCCUUAAUUGAUUUAAUUCAUGUAACACAUGUUGUUACAUUUAUUCAUUCUUAAGAUAACUCACUUUUGUCUAAAGAAACCAAAAUGAUGAAGGAAAGAUUAAAUAAAGUUAAUGAAAUGCAAAGACCAAAGUUUUUCAAAUUUUCCUAAUCACAUAAUAUAUUAGUAGUAAAACUAGGCAUUGAAAAAAGUUAUCAAAUCCUCUCUUAUAGAGUAUGGUGGUUGUUACCGUUAAUCCCUCAGUGAUAAGUUUGAAUUCAGUCGGAAAGAUGUGAUGGAAUCUGUGGAAUCCCUAUAAAAUACCUUUGAUCUGUCACAUGGUCAUUACUGAUAGAAUUUGGAUCAAAUAAAUUUUUAUAGAUUUUAUAUGAACUGAGAAGGGAUUAGCUGACUAUGGGCUGUGUUUGAAUAAUAUUAUUCGCAAUGAAUUAUUCCUUUUUCAUUUCAUCUCUCCCUCAGUUUGUUGUUUUCUUUGCCUCUCUAUUUUGUUUAUCUUUGUUGUCGUAGCUGUGUUUUUAGAAUUUCACCAGUGGAUCAUUCAUUACCAAUUUCAUUGUAUCAAUAAAAUUUGUUCUAUUUAUUAAGACUAUCAUCUUCGUUUAUCUAGUUUACUUAUAUUCAACGUGCCUGUGAUUGGUUGGUUUAUUGUCAUAAAGUUCCUCCACGGUGUUGUUUCACUGCUAACGUUUUCCUAUUAUAUUUACCAAUAUUUUUGGCAUUGUUGGUAACUAUCGUUUAACAUAGUUCUUGAUUUAAGUAAUUAUAAUAGGUGAAUCAAUUAUAAGCAACAUAGGACCUUACACAUACGUACAUAUCAUCACAUUGCAGUGCCAUAUAAACACAACAAGACGGAAUUUUCAAGAGAAAUUUGAUAGUAGAGGUAGUAACAAUAUCAGUAGUAAUGGCAAAUCUUAAAUAUAGUCAAUGUAAUUUGUAAAGAAUGAAUGUUUAAAAAUCAAAGUAUUUUCUUCUCAUAGAUUCUGAAUCAUUUCGCACAAUUUUUCCGACCACUGGUUACGACAAUCAUGUUGACUUUUACUCGUUUACCAACAUAACUCUGUUCACUAUGUCUUCAACAAAUAGAGCUAUGUUAUCUACGUGAAUCUAGUAGAGUGAGAUCGAUUCCAUAAUAAUCAGAGGAUAAAAACAUUAUUAUUAAAAUUCUUUUUUCUAAAAAGUGGAAAAACUGAACAACCCUGAAGUAAGACUCUCUUCAAUGAACGUUUAUUGUAGAACGUUUAUCGUAGAGGUAAAUAUACAGACAAUAAACUGAAUAAAUUUCAAGACUUUGAACAUUUUAUUCUUCCAUUCAAUGUUCGUCUUUGUUAAUAUACACCUUUUGAUGAUCGCUCUUCUGGUGGUUGACCAGUUUUGCUUGCAUUUUUACAAAUGAAUGCUAUAACAAUUAAUGUAUAUAUUAUUCAACUAUAUAUUCUUUACUAAGGUUUUUACUUUCUUAUUUCGAAUUCACUAAGGAUUUAAUAGAUGAUUGAUGAUGAUGAUCCAUUUGUAGAAUGUUAAAUAUCAGAAAAUUGAAUUUUUGACUUCGUGACUGUCAGGUUAAGUUAAUUCUUUAAAGAACAUUUAAUUUAUUCUGUGUAGAAGUGACUUACCCCAAGUCAUAAAGCACUAAAAACUCAAUUUAUUCAGAUUCUGCAAAUAUUAUAUAUAUUCACUAGUCGAUUUGACCUAGACCACCAUUGAGAACUUGCAAGUACUAGACGGCCGUUUCGUCCUAGUAUAGUGGUGUACUUUACAUCUGCUCGUGGAUUCAACUGUGAAAAUGCUAUGAUCUCCGCAAAUUCCCAUACUGAUAUAUAUAUAUAUAUAUAUAUAUAUAUCAUACUGUUUACUGACUCUUUUUCUGAUGUACGUUUUCCCUGUGAUAAUGAUUAUUUUAGAUGAAUUAGAUAAACUUGUUGAAGAAAGUAAGCGAAUUAUUGUACACAAUAUAUAGAUUUAUUUAUCACUAAAUCUAACCGUUUUGUUUGUUAUGUUGCUAUACAAUGCUAAAGUUUAUACUUAACAUUCAAUUGUUUAGACUAACUAUCUGUAAUCAACAUUACAAUUUAAUAUAUCUGCACUUUUAAAUAGAUAACACUUAUAAGUAAUGAAUCUAAUCAAUAAACUCCUAUCCAGUGAAGUAGCUCUAUGUUACGGGUAAAGUUUGCCAUAAAUAAUAAAUGUAUCAUUAACUCUACCACACAUAAUUGUAACAUCAUGUAAACAUAACGAUGGAGAAAAUCAGCGAGAAUCCUUAAAGGCAAAGAGUACGAAGUAAUAGUAGUAUUAAUAAUUGUGGAAAAAAAUGGAUAAAAUAUGGUUACAAUAGAAGAAAUGAAGUAAAAGAGUGAAGUGUAUCAAACAGUAUUUAAUUUCUAUAUCUGUGGUAUUAUAAAGAAUCAAUGAUUUCACACUGAUUCCUAGUUUUUCUCACCAAAGACUUCCUAACACUAUUGUAAGGGUCCUAAUCAUACAUUCAAAAUCUAUCAACACUUCUCAGACUUCUAGUCAAUGACUUCAUGAACUGAUUCCGCGUUUUGAUUUUACGGCGCUUACCUUUUUUCUAACCUACUCCUACACCAGCCGGCAUUGUGUCCCUAAGUAUACGAUGAUUGGAUAUAUGUGACACAUGUCCUAGCUGUUUCAUUCAAUUAAAAUUCACAAUCUUAUCAACUAAUUUUCCGCCUUUACUUAAUAUUCACUGCUUAACCUAAGCAUUAUGCACUUGGUUCUUCCACCAUUCAUAAACAGUUUUUUUCAAUUUUAACGUAAUAGAUAUGCCAUGUAAAUGGAGACACUAAAUGACUUAGGAAUAGUAAACUAUCCUAAAAGGAAUAAGUUAGGUGUUGCAUGAAUCUGUAUUGUUAGGUCAAGUUUUUUUCUAACAAAUAGAGAAAUACCACAGAUUGAAAUCAUGAGUCAAUUGAAGCUAGACCAUCAUGGAAAACCUGGAAGCACUGGAGGGAAGUUUCGUCUUAGUAUGGGACUCGUCAGUAAUGCGCAUCCACGAUCCCGCCCCCUGCGACAUUCGAACCCAGGACCUAUCAGUCUCGCGCGCGACCGUUUAACCACUAGACCACUGAGCCGGCCGGAAUCCAAUGGUGUUAAUGUUUCACUUCAACCAAUCCACGGAGUUACGCCACCACACAUCAUUGUCUUCAGUGAGCUGAUAUCUCACAACAGACCUGGUUGAACUCCACUGGUAACGGCUUCUCGCUAGAACUCCAGGAGUAUCUCUUGAAUUCAGUCACUAGUGAGCAGAUGAUUAUUAUCGGAAGGGUUUGUGGAGAUUUUAGAAAUUUCACAGAUUGAAAUCAUGAGUCAACUGAAACUGGACCAAUGCUGAGGAGUUCCAUACUAGGACGAAACUUCCCUCCAGUGCUUCCAGGUUUGCCAUGGUGGUCUAGCUUCAAUUGACUCAUGGUUUCAAUCUGUGAAAUUUCUAAAAUCUCCACAAACCCAUUCUGAAAAUAGAGAAAUAGUCCAACCUCUCUAAUCUUCUAUUUAUAUGAUCCUAAAAUAAAUUCAAAUCUUUCAUUAUAGAAUUAAUUCAUUCGAGAGAAAACUCUCUUUUAUAACAAAUUUGAAUGAAGAAGGUACAAUUCACCUAAUUAUCCAAAUGUGGAAUAAAUUUAGAAAUAGGAUACUUUGCCAAUUUAGUUUUAUAAAAAAAUAUUCCUGAUAUAAUAUCAAGUUUAUUAGUAAAAAGAUCUGGUGAUUAUCGGUAUCUUCCAUAAUCUCAUACGGGCUAGGUUUUUGUCCUAUAAAAGACAAGCUAUGGGAAAUAUGAUCUAAUAGAUUAAAAGGCAAGAUGUUAAAUUAGUAAUUAAUACAAAAAUAAGUAAGUAUAUUGGUAAUCUCUUUAUGUUAUCAAAUACCUGAUAUUCUUAUUACAGAAUAGACUAAUGGAGAAUUUUCUUUCUUCAGACAAUUUACCUGUAAAUACCUAUCCAAGUCACUGCAUGUAUAUAUAUAUAUAUAUAUAUAUAUAUAUUCCUUGGCGUAACUUGUUUACCAAGUACAGGUUUGUCUACUUGACUUGAAGACACUGUGUCAGGUCUAGGGACGCUACUCAUAUUGAAGUGGGUGGACCGGAACUGAGACCUUUCAGCCGAAAGUCAAAUACCUUAUGUUUUUUUGAGGUGUUCUGUAAAUACUGGAGUAAUCAUAGAUACAAAAAAAUGUAAUCAGAGAUACAUUUCUAAUAGCAGAUAUAAAAUAAACAAGUGAACUCCAUUGAAAUAAAUAACUUCUAGCACUUAUUCUCCUUGUUUUCUAUUCUGUCAUUAUCACCUUUGCUGAUUUUAUGCCCCCAAAAAAUUGAACAUUUAUAGGUGUCGAAAGUAUUGAGUGGUUAUAUUAUUUUAGCGUUAAAAUAAAUGAUUUAAUAGAUUCCAGUGCUUCCAGGUUUUCAAUGGUGGUCUAACAUCAUUCGGUUCAAGAUCUCAAUCAAUAACUUAAUAGAUUCUAUCAUAAAUAUUCUACUUGUGACUGGAGAAGAUGUUCGAAUUCUCUUCGGUUUUACAUUCAUUCUUCUUGGCCUAUGUUCAUCCCCUAACACUGCGUCGGCGAGACUAUGAUUUUUCGACGAACCGAUCACAUUUACGAUAACAGGUCUUCAGUUUUGGCGCAAAAUUAAUUCAUCCAUUUAGUUAAAUAGAGUUUUAGCAGUAUAGCUGAUGUCAGUUCUUAAUGAAAACCCUUAAAUCUAAUUCCUAACCCUAAUUAUCAACUGUAAAUAUUAAUUUUAAUUCCUCACAUUAGUGUAUAACCUUGAUUUGGUCGUCAUAUGUCCGUGGACAUUUUCAAGGUUUUUUUUAGCGUCAUUCAAAGAUCGUUCAUAAAUUAUAGUCUCAUCUAUUGUGUCUUUUAAUAUCGAAUAUGUUUUGUCGUAUAUUUUGUAUAAAUUCAGUAGUUAAUAUUACUUUUAUAUAUAUCUUUAAAUACAAGUUUUUACAAUAUGAGCUAGUUCAUUACUCCUUGUGGAUUUCUGUAGAUUUCCAAAUUCUAAACAAAAUAUAUCAUCUUUUAUUCUCACACGGUGUUUUUUUUUUAAACAUAAAGUCACCCUUUGACACUUUUUCCACACUGAUAAUUGGAAGAAAACUUUAUUGAAUGUACUAAUCAUAAUUGAGUAAUAUAAAAUUAAGGGGUCAAAUAUGCAAUAGAACUUUAACAAAGGGAUGUGCUUAACAAUUAUUAUUAUCAUCAUCAUCGUUAUCAAGAAAUUUGUAUUUCUUAUGAUGGUUUUUAUGUAAAAUUGUUCUUCGAUUUUUUUCUUCUAUUAUUAACCAUUAUAUAACAAAGAAAAAGAUUACCGUAGCAACACUACCUUAUAUAAAUGAAGGAAUCACUUAAGCCUGUUUUUCAUCUAGUUUAAUUUUAAUGCUUCACAGUAAUCUGACAGAUUAUAUUAAAGUGUAUAGGAGAAAGAAAAGAUAAAAUAGAAGGAAAAUAGAAAGUAUCAGAAUGUUUUUUUAUCUUAAUUUAUUUAUUUAUUUUAACACAUAGGCAUUGGUAAAAGGAGACACCAAAUACAUACGCGCCACACAAAUCUCACUGGAUAUGUAUGAGGGCUGUGAUACUGCCCGGGUGCCCUAACCGAAACAGGUGGUUUUCUUAGGGGGCCACACCCCGAGCCUCCGACCUGUAGGUCUGAUCCACAAGGCAGUGGAGCAUCGUAAGGAGAUGCAGUCCCAUGGAAGCCGGUGACCAACAAUCGGUUCACACGCCAUUUAUUCCCGCAAGAUACUGGAGUCCAUGUACACCAUUGGUUUGGUAUCCGGUUAAAGCGCCGAACAUUCGCUUUUCUUCCUCUCAUUUUCGUAAACAACACCCCCGCCAGGAGAAUUCAGUGAGUCGGACUCCCCUGGCAGAGGCAAUAUACGCGUCACCAUGUGAAAGCAUUUCUAGAGGGAGAGCGGACUCUCCUCACUCCCGGCCGUACCAGGGCAUUUAGGGGCCUUUAUCUUAAACAUACUAUUACAUAAACAAAUGGUUAACUAUUUAAUUAAUUACAAAUGUUGAUGUUAAAAGAGAUUGAUGCACUUUGGUUUUCACAAAACAUCGAUGUUAGCCUAUAGAUUUUCAUCCGACUAUUCAUUAUUCUAAGCAAAGUAUUUGAUGUACAUGUGUAUGGGAGAAUGUUUACAAAGACUUUUCUAACUUGUUCGAAAGAUGUUGUUGUAUCGUCAAACAUUAACUGUAAAUUAAUUAACACGUUUGGAGAAUAUUCUUCGCAUCAUCUAUAUAUAUAUAUAUACAUAGCUUAUUUCAGUUCACAUCCUUAAUCCCUAUUGGUUUCAAUUUAACCUUAGAUUAAAUUAUUUUUUCUGCAAAAGACAAUUAUUCUUUGUGUUUUUGUUGCUCUGGAUUACACACUAAUCAUUUAAUUGAUUCACAUUUUAAUAGCUAUGUUUGUAGAUAACAAUAAUUUAAACAUUGUUGUUGCAGCUACCUUUUGCUUUUAUCAAAUUGUUGUUAUGCAUCUAGUUAAUUUUAUAUGAUAAUAUGAUCAAGCGAAUUAAUGUGAUAAUAUAAAUGGAUUUUUUGCGUUGACAACACACACACACACACGAUUCCGUCAAUGAAGUUGAAAGUUGGGAAUGAGACCUACAGAAUUGAAUAAACUACUUUUUGAGUGUUUGUGGAGCAAUCCAAAAGUGAAUCAUUUUUAUCUUCAUCAUUACAAUAAGCCACAGAAACACACUAUGUGUCAUGUUAAAAAGGUUUAAAAUUGUUCGAAAGAAUUCCCUUUGUCAUCACACAGUAAAACGGAUAAUGUUAGAUGUAUCAAAUACUCACUCUCCUAUAUACACAUUUUGUGUAACAUAAAUUAAUCAGUUUUUAUUGUAGCAUACUUCGUUCUUGAUAAACAUGUGAAGAUAAACUAUUUUAUUAAUGGUACAUUGAAUAAAAGGCAUGAACUAAUGAAGUAAGAAUGCAAAACUCGACAACGAGUUUUACAUAUGACCUGUUCAUAUCGACACGGUGACAACAACUGUUCUUCACAUAAUUUCAUCUCGGUAACUCUUCAAUGAAUUAUUUAUUGAUGAAGAUCUUGCAGUUGAUGAUGAGGUUACCAUUGAAAUGUUUGUCAUUGUACGAAAGAUUCAAGAAAAGAAACUUUUUACAUGAAUAAUCAAUAUCGUUAUGCGUUUGUGUUUCUAAGAAAUUGAGAUCAGAAAACUGAUACUAAGAGGAUGAAAAAACACUGAAGUCUAAAACGCUUCAUUACUCCUAUCUGCAAAAUACUUUUGAUUAAUACAGACAGUUUGAUCAUGAAAUGAGAAGUGGCUGCAGCAUCACAUUGUCAACUAAGAAUCGCUUAAGAGUGACCCUACUAUAAACUUUUACCCAUUUUUCUAAAGAGUGUUUCUUCCAAAACUAAUUACUACAUAAAUCUUCUUCAACAAAAUGACAGUGUGAUUCGGUAGCCAUUUCUCAUGAAGUUUUCUAUCUGUUCGCUCAUUAUGCUAUCAAUGACGGCAAUGUGAUUUUCUCAAAUAAAGUAUCUGUUUUGAAGUUGAUCGGGCCUACGAUAAAUUUAAAUUACGAACGGGAUCUCAUGCAAAGUCGAUAGACCAAAUAACUGACACACUACAUUUCAACAGUAAUAAUAAAGUCUAGAAUUCAGGAAAAGUAUAAUGUUCACGAAAAUUAAUUUGAUUUACAACAACUUUUUAUUAUAUCAUAUAGAAACACAACCUUAAUUCACUAAAAUUACAAAGUAGAAGUGACAACAUAAAGUCAUUUAAAAGCCGAUGUCAGUAUGUAGAUCUAAAUUUUGAAAAUGUUAUCACGAUUAUCCUUACCGAAAUGAGCUAAUGUAUAUGGAUAAAAUCUAGACAACCUUAGAUCUCAACAUUAUCUAAUUUACAGGACUUAAAGCAUUCAUAGUAAUUAAAGUUUAUCGUACUUCUACGAAAAAAUAUGUGUCUAUGAAAUGUUUCGUCUAAAUUUUUCACUGAGGUUCACUUGAUGUUCAGAGUGAUUAGUCGUUAACCCUCUUUUUACACUUUAUGUAAAAGAUAUAUAUAUAUAUAUAUAUAUAUAUAUAUAUAUUGGUUUGAAUUACUUUUUUGUGGUUGGCGUUUUCUAGCGAGUUAGUUUUCUACGUGAUGGGGUCGCUAAUUCCAUACCCGACCCUCCUCCCUUAUCCGCGUGGGGGGCCGGCGAUAACUCCAGAGGGGUUAUAUAUAUAUACAGAUAUAUACGGAAUGUGUGUACCUCAAUCCCAAACUUCCUUAGUUGAAUUUACAGUUAUUGUUUUCAUUAGAUUCCUUGCUCUGAACUAGACAGUUUAAUUACUAAGCUUUUUUUGUCAUGCUGAACAUUAUCAGGACUUCAUGUAAAAUUGAGUCUAUUAGUUUCUCCAUACACGUAUUAAUCAUUUUUCUUUUAGUACUGUUUGCUGUUGGUUGUUUCCAUGUUGAUUGUCAGUUUUGGUCGACCUGUGAUUGAUUGAUUGAUCUCUUUUCCUUAUGAGGUGAUAAUAAGUUGAAUAUGCCUCGAUGAUCGUAGAGUUUUGAAUUUAGCUUCGACUUAUUUUUCGUAUGAUGUUCAAACUACCGAUCCAUUCAUCUCUUUACAAUCAUCGUAAUCCUUUUACAUUUUAGUGGCUAAUGAAUUACGAUCGUCAAUUGAUGUUGGUCGUAUGAAAUCAAAGAAGGUAUGUUGUUAUUUAAGUUGUAAUAAUCGGACGUUUUGUGAUAUCUCUGCUACACUUGUUUUACUGUUUUCAUAGUAUAACAUUUAUCUGUUCCGUCAGAAAUGGGUUGGUGGUGGUAGUGAACUCGAAACGCUGCUCGACUCAGUUGUCGUAUUAAUUAACACAUAUCACCAUGGUAUUUCCUAUAAUUCUGAGGGGAUUUGUGGAUUGAACCUAGACUGUCUAACUUCUCAAUUUGAAACAUUGCCAUUGAACUAGUUGGGUCUCAACUGUUGUCAUGUCGUGGUUUUAUGACUGUGACCCCUUAAUUGUAAAAUUAAUCACCAAUUUUGCUGUCAUAAUCAAUAUUCAUUCAGUCAUAUUAGUUUAUUGUGUAAGCAGCCUAAUAGAAUUUAUUUAUUACAUGAUGACUCUAUUGUGUCGCUCUAUGAAUUUAUUGAAUACUCCAUAGCUAUAUUAUAAUGUGUUUAUGUGGUUGAAACUGUCAGCAAAUUGGAAAGUCUUUUAUUGCGUAGAUUGCCAAGCGUGUUUUGAAUUGAUCAUUGACAAGAUAGUUUUUUUUACAAUCCAGUCCUUACUCAUGAAUGGAAAAUUCCACUUCUUCAACAUUACCGUACGACACGGAGAGAAUAGUACAAUUGAACGUCCUUUUUACCGAAAGGAUGCCUUGAAUGGUGUUUUUCUGAAGUUUAAUAGCUUUUGUCUGAUGAGUUACGAAAAGCACUUAUCAAAACACUGUUCUACAGAGCGGAAAAGAUACAUUUUACUGAUACACCAGAAACAAAAUUAAUAAACGUAAAAGAGUGACUGAAGAACGAUAGGUAUCCAAAGAAAUUUGUUGAAAAUACAAGGAAAGUUAAGACAAAAUACCUAAAGAAACCACAACAGACAAAAAACAUAUUUUCAUCCAAAUUGAAUUCAAAAGAGACGAUGUUGCAGUGACAAUCAAUAGAAGAUUAAAAACCACACUUAUCAGAACUUAUCCAGUAUAAAACAAUAUGUUCUUUACUCCAAUCAAAGAUAGGUUAGUACCCCUUUCAUGAUACCACUAAUUGCGUAUAGAAAUUGACGUGUACCUGCCAAGACAGUUGUAUUGGUAGAACAAUAAGAAAGACUUACUUUCAAUUCUAAGAACAUAUCCCAAAACGUUUGUGAUCGAUCGGGAUAAAGGUUUUAACAGUGCUACUGUAAAACAUCUAUGCGACACAUCAAGCAUCAAAUUGACAGACAAAUUUUUCAGCAUUGUCAAUCGACAGUCAAAUUCGAUGAAUCUAUCAAACAACUUAAACUGGACUUAUUUAUCCCAAAGAAAACAAUUGUAACUAGUUAUUAUGAGUUUGUUACAUCAGUCUUGCAAUUUUGAUGAAUAGUAUCAUUUCUUCCAAACUCAUAAGCUUAUUGUUUGCUUUUUUAACUGACUGAUCUCAACUCAUGUUAUUCUUAAUGGUUAUUAAUUUAUGUUCAUCUAAUUCUAUUACAUAAUCAACCGAUUCAUUUCUUUGAUCUGGUGAUCUAGAAUCUUUUUUUACAUAAUAAUUUACAUGUCUUCACUCUCACUACUCCAUCAUGAUGAUACAUAUACAUUUUCACUAUAAUACUUAUGUAAACUUGUUGUAAUUUUAAUGGUUGAGAUCAUGAGUCAGUUAAAGCAAGACCACCAUAGAAAACCUGGAAGCACUGGGAGGCCGUUUCGUCCUAUUAUGGGACUCCUCAGCAGUGCGCAUCCUUCAUCCCACCUCGCGAGUUUCUAACCCAGAACCUAUCAGUUUCAUGCGCGAGCGCUUAACCACUAGACCACUUAGUCGGCAUCCAACGGUGUUAAUGUCUAACUUCAACUAAGUUGCUUAUAAGUACCUUAUGAAUAAAAUGAAUCCGUUAUUUUGUUCAAUUCUUUGUUCUUAUUUUAUUCAAGAUAAUUUGAUCUCAUGUAGUCCAUUUACACUUCAUCGUAAACAUGACAGCUUUUUUUUAAUAAGAACAUAACAUGAUAUUGGUUCACUGGGGAUAAUGACCAACUCAGCAACAAACCUACUGUAAUACAUGUAAAGUUCACUGUUUUUACAUAAUUAAUGUAAUUUUCAAAAUUGAAUAUAAACUCAGAGUUUUAAGUCAGUUUAUUUGUAUAUAGGCCAUAAACCAUACUCAUAACCCUAAACUUAAUUCUCUUAUUUUUUAAUAAAAGCUCAUUCACAAUUAUUUAAUUUUGAUUGGCCGUUUUUCGUACAGUAAUCUAAAGUCUUUUAAGUACCUAAUGAAAUUUCCCUCAUUAAAACUAAUUGUAACACAUUCGAUAGACAACAUCGUGACUUGAUAUUUACUCUGUGACCUUGAUGUCCUUUUGAUUCUUAUUUGUUCCUAACUUUUUAUUCUAUGAUUUCUCUGUUCUAGAGAGAUGUUCAUCGACUUAGUGCUACUAUGGCUAGUAUAUUCCGUACACCUAGUCGGGAUAAACAUUUUACUUUAAACAAUCAAUCAUCUACAGAUCAUGGUACAAAUGGCUGUGGUAUCAAUACAACUGGAACAUAUAAAUCCAUUAAACAACGUCAACCUUUAUCUUCUUCCUCACGUACUCAACAACAAUUAUCAGGUCCUCCUCUACCUCCACGUCCACCACCUACAGUUUUAGCUAAUUUAAAUCUCACUGGGGGAAGCGGAGCAGGAGUAGGUGUUAAUGAACAACUUUCGCCAACCAGUCAAUUAUCACUCAAUCCUGACAGUUUAACUGAUGUAUCGAAUUCAUUGAUUGCUUCAGAUCAACCAUCUUCCGAGUCAUUAAUAUUACUUGGGGCAUUAAAUCACAUAGCUGGUGCCCUCUUUCCUCAAAUACAAUUAUUACGUACAGAAAAUGUUGAAUUACGUUCUACUAUUAAUAAAUUAGAAAUUGAACAAUCUAAUUGGAAACAUUUUCGUAAUCGUGAUAAUCAAUUAAUUAUGCGUACUUCUUCAUUAAAUACUGGUAAUGGUAAUAUCACUCAUACAGAUCAUCUUAAUAAUUAUUUCAUGGAUAAUACAACAGUAAAACAAGAAACAGAAAAAUUACGUCAAGAUUAUGAAAAUUUUACUAAAAAAACACAUGAUUGGGAAAAAGAAUAUCAAAAACAACGUUCUACUAUUGAAAGAGAACAUAAUAAAAUUGCUAAAGAACGUGAAUUAUUAGAAAAUGAACGGUCUGAAUUAGAAUAUCGUCAACGUCAAUAUGAAGAAUUACGUAGUACAUUACAAGCACAAUUAAAUAUAUAUAAAAAAAUGGGUUUAAAAUUAACACCUAUCAAUAGUACAGAACUUCAAGAACUUCAAGCAAGUUGUAAUGCAAAUGAUUUUAAUUCACAAUUAAACCAAAGUAAUUCCUCUAUAAUAACCAAUUCAUUUGAUGAUUAUUUAAAUGAAUUAUCUGGAAAUAAUAAUACUGAAACUAAUCGAAUCAAUUCUGGUGGUAUUAAUGAUUUUACAAAACCAAUACAUUUUUAUUCAAAUAGUGAUGAUUUAACAGGAUCUCGACGUGCUAUUACUAGUCAUUCUAAUGAUGUAAAACAAAGCUAUCUAUAUUCUACAGAUAUUGAUCAUAAUCCAAAACCAUCACUUGUACCGUCGAGUUCAACACGAAGUGAUAAUGUACCGGUACAUUUACGUGGAAGUUUAGUCAAUCAACCUAGUAGUCCACGUUCAUCAGAUAUUCUAUCGGACAAUAAUAAUCGUAGCAAUUCAUCAAAUGAAACAUCUAAUAUUAAUACUUUAACUCAUGGUAUUGGAAAAUCUAUUCCUAGUUCUUCAUCUUCUUCAUUGUUUACUGAUUCAAAUCCUCUUAUGAAAUUAGUUGAUCAUACAAAAGUACGAACAUCAGGUUCAUUGACUAAAUCAAAAAAAUCUUAUCGUUCUAGAUCACGUCAAAAAGAUACUUAAUUGAAUUUCUUUCUCUUUUAUUAUUCAUUGAAUAAUUAUGCCACAUUCAUUCAUCUUCAUUGUGUUUGACUCAAUUUUCUCUUUUAUUUUGUAGAAUUAUUAUACAUUUAUAUCUGUGUAUUAUAAUGCGUUUGUUUCUUAUUCAAUGAAAUAUUUUACUCUUUAAUAUAUUUCUGAAAUAUUUCCUCAUGAAUUGAUUAUGUAAUGAUUGUUUAAUUGUCAGAUUUAAUGAUAUCACCCGAUUAACUUACCCAAUGGUCUAUAUACUUACAUUAUAUAUAUAUAUAUAUAUAUAUAUAUAUAUAUAUAUAUAUAUAUAUUCAUAUUCCCUGUGUAUAUUUUUCAAGGAUGAUAAUAAUAAUAAUGUGCCUUAGGAGGUUUUGUUCAUGGAAAUGUAAUCCAGCAUCCUAAUGAUGCAUAUGUACAUGUACAAUAUUUUCUUCUAUCUAUCUAUGAAAGUACUUCAAUAUUCUCAUAUUCCUGUAUACAACUAUACAAAUGUAUUUCUUCCAGAUGUAAUCAUCAUCAUCAGCAUGUGCAAAAAGAGUAAAUAAGAACACAAUUUGUUUAUAAUUUGUCUUUCAGAUUUUAUUUUGUUCAAUGUUUUACUCAUUAACUUAUUGUUUAUAUUAAAAAGGGAAUGACAUGUUGUUGUUGUUGUUGUUUCUUUUAAUGUUUCUUCUAUUCUAUGGAAUGUUUUGUUUCAUUCACAUUGAAGGCUCUGUCUGCCUUCAUUACAUACUUUUCUCGUUGUUGAUUAUAUAUAUAUAUAUAUAUAUAUAAUUAGAAUUACGAUCUUCCAUAUAUUCGAAUAUAUGACUACUGCAAUGAUGAACUAUGGUGAUUUUACGUUAUAUAUAUAUAUAUAAUGACCUUUGUUAUUAAUAGUUCUCAUUAUUAACUUUGAAGAACUAGAUGUAUAUCAGUAAAUUAUUUAUUAUAAUGUGUUAUUGUUUUUCUUCCAACGACCGUUUCUGUUAACAAUCUUAUUAGAAGAGAUACAAUGACAUUGUUCAUGUGAAAUACUCUCUUUAAACAUGUUAGUGUAUAGUCAAGAAAUGUCGGUGUUCUUUGUUUUUGUAGUAGUGUAGUGAACGGGAACAAAAGUUGCGACAAUUGAAUGUAAUUAAACACAAAAUUACAGAAUACCUUAGUAAAAUCUGAGAAUCAUACAGUGAAUUCCUCAUAUGCAAAAUGUCAAUCAAUUGUCUUAGACUUCACUGUUCUUUCGUUUUCCAUACCAAUCCUUGUUUGUUCUUGUUCUCUUUCUUUGAUUUUCUUAAACUUGUGCCUCCAGGUAUUUCAAUUGAUGAUUGAUACUACUUAUAUCAAUCAAUGUCAGUAGCACACGCCACAGUAGUACUGUUCCAAUAUCACUGAAAUAUUUCCCAUUCUUUAUAAACUUAUAACGUUCGGUUUUACUUUGUCUACACAUAUGGGACGUUAAUUUACCUUAGACGAAUAUCUACACUAGAUUCCUUCUCAGUGUCUAUUCUACAGGAUUUCAACACAACUCAGAUCAAGAACAUGUGAUUAGCCGGACAUAGAACGUAAAUAUAUUUCUCCAUCAAAACCCGACACAAUCCAACAACAAUGAACAAUCAGUAAUAUUUAUUAUAAGGAUAGGGGAAUAUAUAACUCAUCUGACACCUGUCUGACUAAGCAAACAACCAAUCAUUAUCGUUCUCGCCUAAACAUCAUAAACUUUAGCCAUAUCAGUUAUUGUUUUGCAAUAUUCAUUGAACCUUCACAUGUAUUCGAUGCUAACUAGUGGACUUGAAUUUAAUCCACUCGUUACAGCUAACAUUUGUGUAUUUUCAUCAAACUAGGAAUUACGAUUUACUGGCUAAUGACAUACUUUUAAUUUCGUUAGUGAUGCAUAGAAUAUUAGUACAAUUAUUCUCAUAACCCAACUUUAUUAGGUCUAUCCUGAUGCAUGCUUAUUCGAUAGAUAGUUUGUUUAGUUAAGCAUAUUCUUGGAAUUAAACUAAACUUUAGAACGGUAACGGUAUUAUGAUAUCCUAGGUAUUUGAUGAACAACUGAGGAAACAGAUAUUCUCGAAUCGAUACUUUUGCUUUUGGAACUGACCCUCACAUAAUAGUUUUUAUAAAAGGAAACAGGUUCCCGUGUCGAAGUUGAGAAGCAAGCUUAAUAACUCUAUUUUAAUGUGACUCAGUCGACACAGGAGCUCAGGACAG
Messenger RNA from Schistosoma haematobium, 22944 nucleotides. It is a transcript of the gene ARHGEF28, whose product is annotated as Rho guanine nucleotide exchange factor 28. Bases 19261 to 20745 code for a protein of 494 amino acids. Gene Ontology annotation, molecular function: guanyl-nucleotide exchange factor activity; G protein-coupled receptor binding. The transcript has 14 exons. Gene Ontology annotation, cellular component: cytoplasm. The record is from RefSeq and is a predicted model, not a curated record. Lineage: Eukaryota; Metazoa; Platyhelminthes; Trematoda; Strigeidida; Schistosomatidae. Gene Ontology annotation, biological process: G protein-coupled receptor signaling pathway.